CCCGCCCCGGCGGACCGCGGUCUCGGCCCGGUUGUGUCCGGCACGCACGCGGCCAUGGCGGAGGCCGAGCUGCAGCUGGUGGCGCGGCGCAUCCGCAGCUUCCCCGACUUCCCCAUCCCGGGCGUGCUGUUCAGGGACAUCUCGCCCCUUCUGAAGGACCCCGACUCCUUCCGCGCCUCCAUCCGACUCCUGGCCAGUCACCUAAAGACCAAGCACGGCGGCAAGAUCGACUACAUCGCAGGCCUAGACUCCAGGGGCUUCCUGUUUGGCCCCUCUCUGGCCCAGGAGCUGGGCCUAGGCUGUGUGCUCAUCCGGAAGCGCGGGAAGCUGCCAGGCCCCACCGUGUCGGUUUCCUACGCACUGGAGUACGGAAAGGCUGAACUAGAGAUCCAGAAAGAUGCCUUGGAGCCUGGGCAGAAAGUGGUUGUUGUGGACGAUCUCCUAGCCACUGGUGGAACCAUGCGUGCAGCCUGUGAGCUGCUGGGCCAGCUGCGGGCCGAGGUGCUGGAGUGUGUGAGCCUGGUGGAGCUGACCUCGCUGAAGGGCAGGGAGAAACUGGGGGCUGUCCCCUUCUUCUCCCUCCUGCAGUAUGAGUGACUGUGAGGCCAGAUGGCUGCCUUCCCUCACUUGGUGUCCCCAACCAGACCAUGGCUCAGCCUUGAGUCAUUAGAUGACCACCAAGGGUCAGACCCAGCUGCUCUCUUGAAAUUUUGUAUCCGUUUUCUUUCUUGGCUGGCCAACCCAACUCGCGUGCCUUUGGACCACUUGAACCCUUCCUGCAGUGUCUAAUAAAAGCGCCAAUGCCUAGAGCAGAGCUACACACUA
Molecule: messenger RNA, 825 nt
Organism: Jaculus jaculus (lesser Egyptian jerboa)
Lineage: Eukaryota; Metazoa; Chordata; Mammalia; Rodentia; Dipodidae
Gene: Aprt
Product: adenine phosphoribosyltransferase
Exons: 5
Coding region: 55-597 (180 amino acids)
Biological process (GO): AMP salvage; adenine salvage
Cellular component (GO): cytoplasm
Molecular function (GO): adenine binding; adenine phosphoribosyltransferase activity; AMP binding
Source: RefSeq, a predicted model, not a curated record